GCUCUCCUCUCCCACCCUUGUUUGCCGCCGCUGUCCCUCUUCUCCGACGCAGUGCACUCACGAUAAUGGCUCGCCAGUACGGCAUCAAAUUUGCCGUCCAUCUUAUCACCAAUCACUUCGGAAACCUCGUCGCGAAAGUAUGUGAAUGCCUUCUUAGGAGGGGAACCCUCACUUUGGAGCAAUUGGUUCGGUUCACGGAGCUUACCAAAGAGCAAGUCAAGAACUCCCUACUUGUCUUAGUCCAGCACAACUGUGUUCAAGCAUUUAUUCUUGAACAAGAAGGAUCAAAAGCUUAUACACAGUACCUGGUACUAUUUGACAACAUACUCCAUCGGUUGAGAUUUCCCAAAUUCUUGGAGGUCGUUUCACAGGAUCUUGAUGAAGAAUGUGUAGAGCUUCUUGAGGGAUUGCUCCGUGAUGGUAGGCUAACUCUGAAACAGAUGGUUGACAGAGCAAGCCAAAGAAAAGAAAAUGCUGUGGCCUUAGAUGUUGUACAAGAGAGCCUUCGUAAACUCUUAAUGGUCCGAUAUGUUGAACGCUGCCCUUCCCCUGAGCCAGUUAUUUCUCCUCCAGUUGAGCAGGACACCAAAAGGCGAGGUGCUAAGUCCAAGAUAGUAGAAGAACCAGAGACAAUAGAGUAUCGUGUUUUAGAAGCAGCUGUGCCCGUGGAAGGAAUCAGGUUUUCUCUCACUUCAAAUUCUGAUGUAAUAAAUAACUCAGAGAUUUCACCCACAACCGGAGCUGGAGCAAAUGUUGCAAGAGAGGAUUCAACUCUCUUUCGUGCCAAUUUUGAGGAGUUUAUACGUCGUUGUAGGCACAAGGUAUUGAUUGAGAAUGUCAGAACAUCGCAUGAUGAUGAACCUGCUACUGUCUUGGGGGCAAUACUGGACGCAACUAGAAAUGCUGAGAAAAAAGUGAAAAUGGAGAAUUCAGUUCCGUUGACACUGGAUGCUAUUUUCACUGAGGUGCAGAAGACUGCAAGUGGCCGUGCUAUGACCAUGGAGCGUGUUAGAUCUUCUCUUGUCCUACUGGGUUGUCCUCAGAGAAUGUUAGAUGAUUCAUAUAGUAUUGAUCUGAAGAAAAUUAUUGAGUCUGCUCGAGAUGAAGAGGUUGAGUCAAUUGUAUUGAAAAGGUACGGAAGGGAUGCCUACAGGAUGUUCAGAUUGUUGUCCAAGGCUGGUCGUUUUCUCGAGACCGAUAAGAUAGCAGAGUCUACUUUUGUUGAGAAAAGAGAUACUCCGAAGAUACUAUACAAGUUAUGGAAGGAUGACUAUCUGCAUAUGGAGAAAUUGGUUGUGACAGGAGCUAGGCAAUCAAAGUUUUUGUUAUGGAAAGUUAACAAGCCUAUUUUGUGGGAGCACGUACUAGAUGAGAUGCAUCAUGCGGCCUUAAAUUUGAGCCUACGACUGGCUUAUGAGCAGGAAAAGGAUGAAGAGCUUUUGAAUGUUCCUAGAGACAAGAUUGUGGGGCCGCUACAGAAGAGAUAUAAACGGCUGAGAAAUGCCUGGUUACUGCUGGAAUCCUCCCUGAUGAAACUUGAUGAUGCUCUGAUGCUUUUCCAUGAUUUCUGAAUAUAAAUUUUAUUACAUUAACUUAUUGUGAUCUCUGCAUGAAGGGGAUAAUGCAUAUAGAAAACUUUGUCCGUUUUAUGGCCUAAAUAGAAUAGGUUAAGCAGUUAUUUUUAGCUUAUAAAUAUCGUAAUUACAUGUAGAUUUUUAUAUCAUGUUAUGUAUUAGAGGCUUGUGCUUUGUACAAAAUCUGGGGACGCACGUCUUAUAGCUUAUGCGAUUUUAUAGAUUUUGUAUUAAAAAUAUUCAAUUUUCCAUAUUUCAACUAAGCAUUCAAGUAUUUGUUUGUAAGCUUA
Neltuma alba is the source of this 1864-nucleotide messenger RNA. RefSeq names its product DNA-directed RNA polymerase III subunit RPC3. The record is from RefSeq and is a predicted model, not a curated record. The transcript is spliced from 14 exons. Gene Ontology annotation, cellular component: RNA polymerase III complex. Lineage: Eukaryota; Viridiplantae; Streptophyta; Magnoliopsida; Fabales; Fabaceae. Gene Ontology annotation, molecular function: single-stranded DNA binding. Bases 66 to 1571 code for a protein of 501 amino acids. Gene Ontology annotation, biological process: DNA-templated transcription.